AUGUCGAAAAAAGGCGGCCAGUCAGCAGCCGCGGCGGCUUCGACGCUAGUCAAGCUGCUUGUGCCAGCUGGUAAAGCCAGUGCCCAACCGCCCGUUGGGCCUGCACUUGGUGCGAAAGGUGUAAAAGCUAUGGAUUUUGCAAAAGAAUUCAACGCACGAACAGGACACUUUGAACCUGGGAUACCGAUCCCGACCAUCGUGACCAUUGCGCCUGAUCGCACAUUCACAUUUUCAACCAAGACUCCACCAACUUCCCUCCUCCUCAAACGCGCAGCAGGUAUUACCACCGGCUCCGGCAAGGCAGGUCACGAGCUGCGCGGGACUAUAUCGCUAAAGCACAUAUACGAGAUUGCAAAAAUCAAGCUUGGGGACGCACCAGCUGCGAGUAGCCCUAGUGGGGCGACGACUGCUGCUGCUGGGGGUGCUCAAGGAGAAGCAGUGGCGACGUUGGGCGAGGAGCAGAUGUGCAAGGUCGUCUUGGGCAGCGCCAGAAGUAUGGGAAUCCGAAUUGUUCGGUGACUGGUUUGCGCAGGUCACUCAGACAGCCUUUGUAUCAUCACUGUUUUGUUCUGUUGCUUGCAG
Tilletiaria anomala UBC 951 is the source of this 582-nucleotide messenger RNA. Its product is annotated as putative MRPL19-mitochondrial ribosomal protein, large subunit. Gene Ontology annotation, biological process: translation. Gene Ontology annotation, cellular component: mitochondrial large ribosomal subunit; ribosome. The record is from RefSeq and is a predicted model, not a curated record. The transcript is spliced from 3 exons. Bases 1 to 519 code for a protein of 172 amino acids. NCBI's taxonomy places the organism in Eukaryota, Fungi, Basidiomycota, Exobasidiomycetes, Georgefischeriales, Tilletiariaceae. Gene Ontology annotation, molecular function: structural constituent of ribosome; large ribosomal subunit rRNA binding.